UGCUUGGAGCAGUGGAACGCUCCGGUGGUGGGUGCUGGUCUCUUGUACCUGGCCCAUCCUGGGAAGGGGUGGACAGCUGCACUCUGCUUUCCCUGUGUUCUGGGAUGGAGCAGGGAGUGUGAGCAGUGGCAGGGAGGAAGCGUGACUUGGGAGAAAGAAAAUAGUUGUAGUAUCCAUGGAGAAUCUUAAAGGGACAUGACUGCCAAUGCCAGUGUCAAAAAACUUAGUUUCUGGGAAGACACUGUGAGUUUAAUUAAACUGAGUUGAGCUGCUUUGUAAGCAUUGAUUAUUUCAGUUGCAUUUCACGCAAUUUUGUAGCUGUGUAGAGUUAGUGUAGUGGUAGCAUCUACUGUCGAGGUUGCUGAAGAAUGAAAAACCUUCUCUAGAUCACACCACCAAUGCAAUUAUUAUUAAACUGUGUCCUGUGUUUGGUGGGAUAAAUGACAUUAAUGUCUGAGUUCAGUAACUUUUCCAUGUUAUUACACUAGUGAAAAAGAAGAGGUGUGAGAGAAGGAUCAGUGCAAAUUCUUUGGAUCCAAAGCAGCUUGGUCUUGCCUAGUGCUAUAGCAGGGUUAUUUGAUGAGUGUUUGUACAGUGUAACCCAUCCACCCCUGAAGAAAUUACUGGCCACAAGGCAGUGUGCAGGUUGUCUGUCAAAAGGUGCUCUGGCCACAUGAAGAAGUUCUUCCUGUUACAGAAUUAGAAGCCAGUUAUUCUUUCUUUGUGUUUUUUUUUUUUUCUUUCUGACUCAACUGUGAUGACUUUUUGUUGGAAAGCCUGAGAAAACACUCGUAGGGGUGCAGAGGUUUUGAAAUGACACGCUAACCCGUGAUGCAGCAGGAUUUCCUUGUGAGCAGGAGCAGGGGGGCUGAUUAAUCUGAGAGGAUGUAAUUUUUACUGGCUGCUCAGUAGAGAGUGUGCAGUUGAAAUUCCAUGUUGCUGCUGCUGAUGGACACGUGGAUUUACAUCAGUGAGAGUGGGUAGUGGGAACGAAGCUUUUCUGAAGCUGGGGGAACAAUUAAUGCCAGUUCUGGAGGUUCAGAGCACUUCACCAUCUAGAGCCCCUCUGUCCAGAGGACUGCAGUUCACAGCCUCUGGUGUUUCCUAACAUUUUACAAAGUUAGGAGCUGGCUGGUUCACUGAGGGACAGCAUUUCUGGCCUGCUGUGGUCCGAAGUUGUGAGGGCAGCUGAAGCCCUGCUGCUGGAGCCGUGUGCCUGGGGUCUCUGAGCUUGGCACCUCCUGUCCCUGGCCACAGCCUGCCCUUCAUGUUGUGCAGACUUGUUCGUGACUUCUUCUGCAACUGCUCUGCACCUUUUGAGAGCUGAGAAGACUGGACUUUGACAUUGUUUUCAUGAAAGAGGUUUCCAAGUAGUUGUCUUGUAAUAACUUUGAGAAGAAGUUCUAUGUAGCUCUUACUUCCAAGAGUGCUGCAAAAAUGAUUACUUCAGAUUUGCCAGUACUACAGGAUUCUACAAAUGAAACUACUGCACAUUCAGAUGCUGGCAGUGAGCUUGAAGAAGCAGAAGUCAAAGGAAAAAGAAAAAGGGGCCGUCCCGGCAGGCCUCCAGUUUUCUUUGCCCAGUCUGCCACGAAGAAACCCCGGAAGUCCCCGGCGGACAAGGGGCGUUCCGACGCUGGAGCUCGAGGGGCGAGCCGUGGCAGAGCCAACGGCCACCCGCAGCAGAAUGGAGAGGGGGACCCUGUCACCUUGUUCGAGGUGGUUAAGCUGGGAAAGAGUGCUAUGCAGUCUGUGGUGGACGACUGGAUUGAAUCAUAUAAACAAGACAGGGACAUAGCACUUCUGGAUUUAAUCAACUUCUUUAUCCAGUGUUCAGGAUGUCGAGGUACGGUAAGAAUUGAAAUGUUCAGGAACAUGCAAAAUGCAGAAAUCAUAAGGAAAAUGACAGAAGAAUUUGAUGAGGACAGUGGUGAUUAUCCCCUGACCAUGCCUGGGCCUCAGUGGAAGAAGUUCCGCUCCAACUUCUGCGAGUUCAUCGGGGUGCUGAUCCGGCAGUGCCAGUACAGCAUCAUCUACGACGAGUACAUGAUGGACACGGUGAUCUCGCUGCUCACCGGCCUCUCCGACUCGCAGGUCCGCGCCUUCCGGCACACCAGCACGCUGGCUGCUAUGAAGCUUAUGACUGCUCUUGUGAAUGUUGCCUUAAACCUGAGCAUUCAUCAGGACAAUACACAGAGGCAGUAUGAAGCUGAGAGAAACAAAAUGAUUGGCAAAAGAGCUAAUGAAAGAUUGGAGCUGCUGCUUCAGAAAAGAAAAGAGCUACAAGAAAACCAAGAUGAAAUCGAAAAUAUGAUGAACUCUAUUUUUAAGGGUAUAUUUGUUCAUAGAUACCGUGAUGCUAUUGCUGAGAUUAGAGCUGUCUGUAUUGAAGAAAUUGGUGUCUGGAUGAAAAUGUACAGUGAUGCCUUCCUGAAUGAUAGUUAUUUAAAGUAUGUUGGUUGGACACUACAUGACAGGCAAGGUGAAGUGAGGUUGAAGUGUUUGAAAGCUCUUCAGAGUCUGUAUACCAACAGAGAGUUGUUUCCCAAACUGGAGCUGUUCACUAAUAGAUUCAAGGACCGCAUUGUGUCCAUGACCCUGGACAAGGAGUACGAUGUCGCUGUGGAAGCCAUUCGAUUGGUCACGCUCAUCCUCCAUGGGAGCGAGGAGGCUCUGUCCAAUGAAGACUGUGAGAAUGUUUAUCACCUGGUGUACUCAGCACACCGGCCUGUGGCAGUAGCAGCUGGGGAAUUCCUCCACAAAAAGCUGUUCAGCAGACAUGAUCCCCAAGCUGAAGAGGCUCUAGCAAAGAGAAGGGGGCGAAAUAGCCCAAAUGGAAACCUUAUUAGAAUGUUGGUUCUUUUCUUUCUUGAAAGUGAGUUGCAUGAACAUGCAGCCUAUUUGGUGGACAGCUUGUGGGAGAGCUCUCAAGAACUGCUGAAAGACUGGGAAUGUAUGACAGAAUUGCUCUUGGAGGAGCCAGUCCAAGGAGAAGAAGCGAUGUCGGACCGGCAGGAGAGCGCGCUGAUCGAGCUGAUGGUGUGCACCAUCCGCCAGGCUGCCGAGGCGCACCCCCCCGUGGGCAGGGGCACCGGCAAGAGGGUCUUGACAGCAAAAGAAAGAAAAACUCAGAUAGAUGACAGAAAUAAAUUGACUGAGCAUUUCAUUAUUGCACUUCCCAUGCUGCUAUCAAAGUAUUCUGCUGACGCCGAGAAGGUUGCAAACCUCCUGCAAAUCCCUCAGUACUUUGACCUGGAAAUCUACAGCACGGGCAGAAUGGAAAAGCAUCUGGAUGCCUUACUGAAGCAGAUUAAGUUUGUUGUGGAAAAGCAUGUGGAGUCAGAUGUUCUGGAAGCCUGCAGCAAAACCUACAGCAUCCUCUGCAGUGAGGAAUACACCAUCCAGAACAGAGUUGACAUAGCCCACAGCCAACUUAUUGACGAAUUUGUGGAUCGAUUCAACCAUUCUGUCGAGGAUCUACUGCAGGAGGGAGAAGAAGCUGAUGAUGAUGACAUAUACAAUGUGCUCUCCACACUGAAGAGGUUAACAUCUUUUCACAAUGCUCAUGAUCUGACCAAAUGGGAUCUGUUCAGUAACUGCUACAGAUUGCUGAGAACUGGAAUUGAACACGGAGCUAUGCCAGAACAGAUUGUUGUCCAGGCACUGCAGUGUUCCCACUACUCUAUUCUCUGGCAGCUGGUGAAAAUCACUGAGGGCUCCCCUUCCAAAGAGGAUUUGUUGGUAUUGAGGAAAACUGUGAAAUCCUUCCUGGCUGUCUGCCAGCAGUGUCUAUCAAAUGUCAACACUCCAGUCAAAGAACAGGCUUUCAUGCUGCUCUGUGAUCUCCUGAUGAUUUUUAGUCACCAGCUGAUGACAGGAGGUCGAGAAGGGCUCCAGCCUUUGGUGUUCAAUCCAGACUCAGGCCUCCAGUCAGAACUUCUCAGUUUUGUCAUGGAUCAUGUGUUUAUUGACCAAGAUGAUGAAAAUCAGAGCAUGGAGGGAGAUGAAGAAGAUGAAGCCAACAAAAUAGAAGCUUUACAUAAGAGAAGAAACCUUCUGGCUGCCUUCAGCAAGCUGAUAAUUUAUGACAUUGUGGACAUGCAUGCAGCAGCAGAUAUCUUCAAACACUAUAUGAAGUACUACAAUGACUACGGAGAUAUCAUUAAGGAAACCUUGAGCAAAACCAGGCAAAUUGAUAAAAUCCAGUGUGCAAAGACACUCAUUCUCAGUUUGCAACAGCUGUUCAAUGAGCUUGUUCAGGAGCAAGGGCCCAACCUGGACAGGACAUCUGCCCAUGUCAGUGGCAUUAAGGAGCUGGCCCGGCGGUUUGCCCUCACCUUUGGCUUGGAUCAGAUCAAGACAAGAGAGGCUGUGGCCACACUACACAAAGAUGGCAUAGAGUUUGCCUUCAAAUACCAGAAUCAGAAAGGACAAGACUAUCCACCUCCUAACCUUGCUUUCCUGGAAGUGCUAAGUGAAUUUUCCUCCAAGCUCCUGCGACAGGACAAAAAGACUGUGCACACGUACUUGGAGAAGUUCCUGACAGAGCAGAUGAUGGAGAGGAGAGAGGACGUGUGGCUGCCGCUGAUCUCGUACCGGAACUCGCUGGUGACGGGCGGCGAGGACGACAGGAUGUCGGUGAACAGCGGCAGCAGCAGCAGCAAGGCCUCCUCCGUCAGGAACAAGAAGGGCCGGCCCCCCCUCCACAAAAAGAGAGUGGAAGAUGAGAGCCUGGAAGGCUCCUGGCUGAACAGGAAUGAGAACAUCCAUACUCCAGGGACACUGCAGACACCUCAGCUCACCUCCACUGUCCUGAGAGAGAACACCAGACAAAUGGGAGAGCAGAUCCAGGAGCACGAGUCGGAGCAGGGAUCUGAACAGGAUUUUUUACACAAUCCCCAGAUGCAGAUCUCGUGGCUGGGCCAGCAGAAGCUGGAGGAUCUCAAUCGGAAGGACAGGACAGGAAUGAACUACAUGAAAGGCAGAAGUGGCGUAAGGCACGCAGUACGAGGUCUAAUGGAAGAUGACGCUGAGCCCAUCUUUGAAGAUGUAAUGAUGUCCUCACGAGGCCAGCUAGAAGACAUGAAUGAAGAAUUUGAGGACACAAUGGUCAUUGAUCUGCCGCCGUCGCGGAACCGGCGCGAGCGCGCGGAGCUGCGGCCGGACUUCUUCGACUCGGCGGCGAUCAUCGAGGACGAUUCAGGAUUUGGCAUGCCCAUGUUCUGAAGUCUGGCGAAGACCUUUUACAAACUUGGAACUCUAUUGUUUAGAGCUAGAGGCCUAUAUACUGUGAUAGCUUGUAUGAAAACCACAUUUUUGAUGUGAUACGGUUUGAUUUUUAACCAAAUGAUUGAGGUCAACCCCUUGGUGUAGUGACGGAGAGAAGAGGAGCUUCUUAAUGACACACGGGAAUGUUGGCCAAUCCAGUCACCUCAGAAGGGCUGACCUAAAAAAUCAUUUGUAUCCCUGUUCUUGACUGUCCUAAUACGGAUUUUUUUUUUUUCUGGAUGAGGAGGAAGUUUUAAAUUGUUAAGACAGCUGUCAAAAUAAACACUGUUCUACAUAUGUUUUCUGAAAACAACAUUGAGUGAAAACAGAACUUUUUUAACUUUAUUUUUCUGCUGUACAAUUUAAAACAGUUUUAACAUUUGCCUUUUUAUGUUUUCAAAGCUAGCCAUUUUUAUUAAACCUAUGCCUAUCAGCCACUGACUAGCAAGGCUGCUGUGAGCAGGUCGCUCUGGCUACAGAAAAGUGUUUUGGAACACACUGGAUUUGAUUAACAUUAUGGUACGCUUAUGUCCUCUCAUAGGCAUGGAGAAGAACACUCUCAGAGAAGAGGUUAGAAUUCUAAUGACGUGCAUCUCUGCCAAAAAAUUUCAGAUUCUGAUAUGAUAAACCCAGAUUUUAUACUCUUGAGAAGAUUUAUUUUUAUUUAUAAUGGGACAUAAAGUAAGAGAUGUCCAUGAAGCCACUUUUCCAACAGAUGCUGUGUAACAUUCAUUUUAUAUAGCACAUGGGGACACAAAACCAGUAAAUUUUCUAUUGGUACUUGCUCUGUGCAUUUUUAGCAACUUAUACCAGCAAAUAAAGUAUUCUCAGUAAAACACACAAAUGGUUCUCAAGUAAUCACUUUGCUGUUUUUACUACCUACUUCAAGCCUGCCAACACAAGGUACAUAAACAGCAACUUUCCUAUUUAAAAAAAAAAAUAGUUCAAGGGUGGGGGAAAGGAUCACUUUAGCAUACUAAAAGUAAUUUUAACUGUACCAUAAAACAGAGUCUACUUUCCAUGCCGUAAAUACCCUUUUCCGCUAUUUUUGUAAAUUAAUUUUGCCAGUUAGAAGUACUGUAUGUGCUGCAUAGAAAUUUGUGCUUAGAUGGUGAAGUUCUUAAGCUUACAAUGGACUACAGCUACAUUUUCAGUGUUAACUGUGCAUAUUGAGAGUAAUUCUUUGGAAAAAAAAUAUGAUUUUUCAAAAAAGCUAAAAACAUCAAAAAAAAUCCAAAAAACCCCAAAACAUUCUCAGCUAAUUCAUUGUACUAAGAUAUUUUUCAAUGUCUUCAAUAAUUUGGAAUUUCAUUAUGCUUCGAUUUUAUGACUCGAUGUAGUAGCUGCUCCUUACCCAGCCUGGCCUGGCACCAGCAGUGCUGGCCCUGCACAGCUCCACAUCUCCAACAAUUGGCCCCAAAACCUUCAUCUUUCUGCACUCAGCAGCAGUUGGGAUACAAAGCAGACUGACCCACUUGGAGCACAGCAGUUUCAGAGGUGCUUUAGUUUUAGCAACUGCAGAAUAAUCCCGGAGCUUUUUUCUGUUUCAAGCUUACUGGACACCAGCCCAACCCCUCAGUGCCCAGCACGGGCAGGGAAAGAGCCCAAACUGGCCCAGCCCAGCACCUCACCCAGCUGGGCUUGGCUCUCACAACGUGCAGUUCUCAGACACGGUUGCCAAAAAUGUUUGACCAGGUAAUUCAGCCAUUCCUUACUGUGGGUUGGGGAUGUACUGAUCCCACAAAGUAGCUGGAACUUUAUAAACCCCAUUACCUCCCUCUGUGCACCCCCAUGGCCUGGGGGCAGGAAUGGCUGCAGGACCUGUCCCAGGAUCACUCUGUGAGCAUGGUGGCACAACAGAUGCUGCCCAGUUUGAGUCAGAGUCUCAGACAAACCUUGUGCUUCACAGUCCUCUGUGUGGAAAACUGAUUCCUAAUUUAACAUUGUAGAAUACUGUAUAACAAACAUUUAUUAUCAUGGUACCUGCAAUGGGUCUCCAGUUCAGUUUGCAGUCAAUAGGUUUUUGUAUUAUGAGUGUCUCCUUGAUUGGUUUUGCUAGUAAUUCUGUAAAUUGUACAUUUACAAUAUGAGGUUUUUUUUUUCCUUUUGUACAAUUUAAAACUGAUGCUUCACCUUUCAUUUAAUAAACUAUUCAAAAUCAUGAG
This is a messenger RNA of Passer domesticus (house sparrow), 7433 nucleotides long. It is a transcript of the gene STAG1, whose product is annotated as STAG1 cohesin complex component. The record is from RefSeq and is a predicted model, not a curated record. Bases 1438 to 5226 code for a protein of 1262 amino acids. Gene Ontology annotation, cellular component: cohesin complex; nucleus; chromatin. The transcript is spliced from 34 exons. Gene Ontology annotation, biological process: sister chromatid cohesion. Gene Ontology annotation, molecular function: chromatin binding. Lineage: Eukaryota; Metazoa; Chordata; Aves; Passeriformes; Passeridae.